GGCGACGGGAGGCGGGGGGAUUCAAGAUGGCGGCGCUCCUGAGGCAGGCGCCGCUUCGGGAGCAGCAGCGGGGCCCCUUCAGAGCGGCAGGCGCGGGGCGGCGAGGGCCGGGCUGGGCCACGGAGGGACUUCCGCGUCGCCGCUGCUGCUAACUAGCGCCGGGGGAGGAUGGGGAGCGGCGGAGGCGAGGAGGAGAGGGGGCGGCGGCUCCACCACCACCUGCACCAGCAGACACGGCCACUGCCUCUGACACAGCCGCGCCACUGCUCCUGCUGACGACGAAACUGGGCCAGAGCGGGUUCCUUUUUUGUAUUUUUCUUUUUUUGUAUCUCUCGUUUUGUUCGCAAGGACUGGGGAAAGGGAAACCUCGCCCUCAGGGAAAAGGCCGGCCGGUCGGUCGAGGGGAUGUGGCGCUGGAUCCGUCAGCAGCUGGGUUUUGACCCACCACAUCAAAGUGAUAAUCGAACUAUUUAUAUUGCAAAUCGUUUUCCCCAGCAUGGCCAUUAUGUUCCUCAGAAAUUUGCAGAAAACAGGAUCAUCUCCUCUAAGUAUACUGUGUGGAAUUUUGUUCCAAAAAAUUUAUUUGAGCAGUUCAGAAGAGUAGCUAACUUCUAUUUUCUUAUUAUAUUUUUGGUUCAGCUUAUGAUAGAUACACCUACAAGUCCAGUUACAAGUGGAUUACCAUUGUUUUUUGUAAUAACAGUAACUGCAAUAAAGCAGGGAUAUGAAGAUUGGUUGCGACAUAAAGCAGACAAUGAAGUGAAUGGAGCUCCAGUAUAUGUCGUUCGUAGCGGUGGCCUUGUAAAAACUAGAUCAAAAAACAUACGGGUGGGAGAUAUUGUCAGAGUAGCCAAAGAUGAAACUUUCCCUGUUGAUCUUGUACUUCUGUCAUCUGACAGAGUCGAUGGCUCUUGUUACGUAACUACUGCAAGUUUGGAUGGAGAAACAAAUCUUAAGACACAUGUUGCAGUCCCAGAAACUGCAGUAUUGCAGUCAGUUGCCAACCUGGACAAGCUUGUAGCUGUUAUAGAAUGCCAACAGCCAGAAGCAGAUCUCUACAGAUUUGUCGGGCGAAUAACAAUAAGUCAACAAAUUGAGGAAAUAGUCCGACCACUUGGACCCGAAAGUCUUUUACUUCGUGGAGCAAGAUUAAAAAACACAAAAGAAAUUUUUGGUGUUGCAGUGUAUACAGGAAUGGAAACCAAGAUGGCAUUAAAUUACAAGAGUAAAUCUCAAAAGCGAUCAGCAGUGGAAAAGUCUAUGAAUUCCUUUUUGAUUAUCUAUCUAAUAAUCCUCCUUGUUGAAGCCAUUGUGAGUACAAUAUUGAAAUAUGCUUGGCAGUCGGAAGAAAAGUGGAAUGAACCUUGGUACAACCAACUCACUGAUCAUGAAAGAAAUAGCAGUAAGAUCUUGAGCUUUAUUUCAGAUUUCCUUGCCUUCCUGGUCCUUUACAACUUUAUUAUACCUAUUUCACUUUAUGUGACUGUCGAGAUGCAGAAAUUUCUUGGAUCUUUUUUUAUUAAUUGGGAUCUUGAUCUCUAUCAUGAAGAAACAAAUGAGAAGGCACAAGUAAAUACUUCAGACCUCAAUGAGGAGCUGGGACAGGUGGAGUAUGUGUUUACAGAUAAAACUGGUACAUUAACUGAAAAUGUGAUGCAGUUUCGGGAAUGCUCCAUUAAUGGUAUCAAAUACCAAGAAAUCAAUGGCAAGCUUGUUCCAGAAGGACUGAUUGAAGAUGUUCCAGAUGGACUACGACCCAACCUGACACGAGAGGAAGAACUUUUCUUGAAAGCUGUUUGUCUUUGUCAUACAGUGCAGAUUAUUAAUGACCAGGCUGAUGGCAUAUGCGACAGUCCUUGGCGUAGCAAUGGCAUAUCAUCUCAGCUGGAGUACUAUGCCUCUUCGCCAGAUGAAAAGGCUUUAGUUGAAGCUGCCUGCAGGGUAGGCGUUGUGCUCACUGGAGCAAGUUCAGACAGUAUGGAGCUAAAAAGCUGUGGGAAGCCAGAAAGGUACAAAUUGCUACAUGUUCUGGAGUUUGAUGCGGAUCGCAGAAGAAUGAGUGUAAUUGUAGAAAGUCCGACAGGGGGCAAAUUCUUAUUCACCAAAGGAGCAGAAUCUGUUGUUAUUCCUCGCAGUAGCGAUGGCGAAAUCGAAAAAACAAGAAUUCAUGUGGAUGAAUUUGCUUUGAAAGGAUUAAGGACUCUGUGUGUAGCUUACAGAAAAUUCACACCCAAGGAAUAUCAAGAAGUAGAAAAACGCCUUUUUGAGGCAAAAACCGCCUUACAGCAGAGAGAAGAACGGUUGGCUGAAGUUUAUGACUUUAUAGAAAAAGACCUGGCAAUACUGGGAGCUACAGGGGUAGAAGACAAACUCCAAGAUAAAGUCCAGGAAACCAUUGAAGCCCUUCGACUGGCUGGUAUCAAAGUGUGGGUCCUCACUGGUGACAAGCAUGAAACGGCUGUGAGCGUCAGUCUGUCCUGCGGACACUUCCACAGGACCAUGAACAUCCUAGAACUGGUUCAGCACAAGUCGGACAGUACAUGUGCUGAGCAGCUGACACAGCUAGCCAGGAGAAUAAAGGAGGACCACGUCAUCCAGCACGGGUUAGUAGUGGAUGGGACCAGCCUUUCGCUGGCACUCAGGCAACAUGAGAAGCUCUUCAUGGAAGUCUGUAGAAAUUGCUCUGCAGUGCUGUGUUGUCGCAUGGCACCUCUGCAAAAAGCAAAGGUUGUACGACUAUUAAAAACAUCUCCAGAGAAGCCUAUCACACUAGCUAUUGGUGAUGGGGCUAAUGAUGUAAGCAUGAUACAGGAAGCCCAUGUUGGUAUAGGUAUCAUGGGCAAAGAAGGAAGACAAGCUGUAAGAAACAGCGACUAUGCAAUAGCAAGAUUUAAAUAUCUUUCCAAGUUACUUUUUGUCCAUGGCCACCUUUACUAUGUUAGAAUAGCAACCCUUGUACAGUACUUUUUUUACAAGAAUGUGUGCUUUAUUACACCACAGUUUUUAUAUCAGUUCUUCUGCUUGUUUUCACAACAAACUCUGUAUGACAGUGUAUACCUGACUUUGUACAACAUAUGUUUCACUUCCCUGCCAGUCCUUAUGUACAGUCUUUUUGAACAGCAUGUUCACCCUCAUGUGUUACACAGCAAGCCAACGCUCUAUCGGGACAUCAGCAAAAAUGCUCAUCUGGGUUUUAAACCUUUCCUUUAUUGGACCUUCUUGGGAUUUGUGCAUGCAUUUAUUUUCUUCUUUGGGUCAUAUCUUCUGAUGGGAGAAGACACCUCUUUGCUAGGAAAUGGCCAGAUAUUGAAACCUAACAGGCAAAUGAUGUUUGGAAACUGGACAUUUGGCACUCUGGUCUUCACAGUUAUGGUGAUAACUGUUACAAUGAAGAUGGCUUUAGAAACUCAUUUCUGGACAUGGAUAAACCAUUUUGUCACCUGGGGUUCCAUUGCAUUUUACUUCGUAUUCUCCUUGUUCUAUGGCGGAAUUAUCUGGCCAUUUUUGCACACUCAAGACAUGUACUUUGUAUUUGUUCAGUUACUGUCCAGUGGCUCUGCCUGGUUUGCCAUAAUCAUCAUAGUCAUUACUUGUUUGUUUCCUGAUGUUGCGAAGAAAGUACUGUACAGACACCUACAACCCACAAGUACAGAAAAAGCCCAGCUUGCUGAGACAGGCGCAGGUAUCAACUGCUUGGACUCCGUGUGUUGCUUCUCAAAUGGGGAAACCGCAUGCGCAUCUCUUAGAAGAAUGCUGGAACGAAUAAUGGGACGCUGCAGCCCGGCCCGGGUCAACAGGUGUGGAAUUUCUCUCAAUUGCCUUUGCUGCAGACGGUUCUCCUAUAAACUGGAACAAGAUGAACCGGCAGUUAUAGAUGUGUAGCAAAAGGCAGGAAAACGCUCCUCAUAGGCACUGUUUUGGACCUGAAAAGAGCAGUUAAUGUUGCUUUUUAUGUGGGAGAUUCCUUCUGACGGAGGGGAAGAACUGAAGUGUCUUCAUGUUGCUAUUUUUUCUUUUGUUCCAAAAAUAUGCUGCAUUUUUAUUAUUCAUUUUUGAUAAAGCCGCUGCCGUGUGCCUAUAGCAGCUUUGACAUACACAUGACGCUCUGCACGCGAACCAAGGCUCCCUUGUUCUUUGUAGCUGCCAGCCAAUGGUCCACACCGGUGCCAAUGAAGAGGGUAGCUUUUGCUCACACACGGCUUCAUGUGUGUGCCAGAGCCCCACGUAACCUCAGUCCGCUUCUUUUCUUGUAUCAUGUAGAUCUAGGUAUAUCAAUAAUGUCUUCUUGGUUUUGUUUGUCCUGUCCCUUAAAAUCUAGUCUCUGUCCUGUCUUAUAUUCCUGAUUUAGCUGCUUUGCCUUCACAAAUGAGAAAUCUGUGAAAUCAAAAGGCUUGUUCCUCGUUUGUUCAAUGUAUGUCUGUUCACUAGUCAUGCUGCAAUUUCUGGUUCCAAAGCUGCAAGGUUGUAUUUUCACCCCUGGUAUUUACUCCUGCUAGAGACGUUUACUUUUGGGAAGCUUACGUUGUCCUUUGGCAGUGUGAAAAUAAAUAUUUUUAAAAUGUU
Molecule: messenger RNA, 4563 nt
Organism: Anolis sagrei ordinatus
Lineage: Eukaryota; Metazoa; Chordata; Lepidosauria; Squamata; Anolidae
Gene: ATP11B
Product: ATPase phospholipid transporting 11B (putative)
Biological process (GO): phospholipid translocation
Cellular component (GO): recycling endosome; endoplasmic reticulum; plasma membrane
Molecular function (GO): ATP hydrolysis activity; ATP binding; ATPase-coupled intramembrane lipid carrier activity
Source: RefSeq, a predicted model, not a curated record